Phytomonas sp. EM1 is the source of this 1254-nucleotide messenger RNA. The record is from the annotation of a GenBank genome assembly. NCBI's taxonomy places the organism in Eukaryota, Euglenozoa, Kinetoplastea, Trypanosomatida, Trypanosomatidae.
AUGCAGAGUGAUAGCACCUCAAAUAGGCUACCUCCAUCACGCUCACCAAGCAGUAAACGACGAAAAUGCACUCUUUCGAUAUCUGCGGACGGUUUCGUGACGGCUACGGAGCGGACGCGUUAUCGAAAUGAAAUUACGCGAAAACUGAUGGACAUGUACGAUGAAGUAUUAGAGUUAAACGAAUGCUCUGAUCGUAUGCGUCAACAAUUAACAUGUGCGAUGCGCACCGACCCACGUCACGCAAAGGAAAAAAGUGGGAUGGUGCGUCUAGCGAGCAAGCCGGUAGAUCAGCAGGAGAAGGCGCUCAAUGAUGUGGUGUGUGCCUUAGCGACUUUGCACGAUGCUUGCGUAGAGCUCGUCUCAGCCUACCUGACACCGGAGGAGAAACGUUUUCUAGGCGUGAACUCGCACGUAUUCCAGACACGUGAAGCAAAGGCCUCCACGUACCAGUAUAUGAGCCCAUCUACAACUGCCAAACACAUCUCUAAAAAGCAACCCAAACAGUAUCCCACGGUAGCGGGAACGAGUGACCGGCCAGAUGAACCGCAGCCUCCAAAGGCAAAGACCCAUGAGGAGGUUUCCCGACCACUAGGGGCUUCAGUUCCUCCGGUGCGGGGGGCCCGAAAGUUGAAUAGCAUCUCGUCCCAUUUACCUGUGGCCCCCUAUUCCAUGCAGCGGAACGACCACAGAGACGCGCGGUCGGCGGAUUCACCGACGGAGGAGGGGCCCCCGCAGCCCUGUGCAUCCUCCUUGGGAGCUGCGGACGAACUUCCCUCCUUGCCCGCCGCCAGCACCUUCACCACGUCUCCGCUACCCCAGGCUUCCACGCCAGAGCCGGUGACGACGGGGGCCGACGCCGCGAUGCCUCACGAGUCGACGCCAGAGUGCGGCCAAGGGGACUCGCAUGCGGAGAGGGCACCGACCCCGGAGCGGUGUGCUGCGCCAGAAACUUCUCUGGCUCCCUUAAACAAGGUGCCAUCGAAGGGCGUCUCGGCACCGAUACCAUCGACACAGAUGCCACCCGAUAGAAACGAUCCGCCGCCCUUCACGGUCAUCAAUGGGAAGCGUCUAGUGCUCGCGGGAAGGGUAGUCCCUCCGCCCUCUAAUAAUGUUAUCACACAUAAUGUUGUCGAACCAUCUAAGACGGUAGAGAAAAAGGACACCCAUCCAUCGACUUCACGAAGUAUCCGACCUGAAUUUCGGCACCUGUUAAUCGACUCGGACAGUGAUAGCAGUGCACCCGGUUCUCAUUAA